CGCGUACGUCCAAAUACAAUGGGCCGCAGACGGUGUACUGUAUGCGGCUCGAAACAAUGGCACAAGGAGCCCUCAAGUGGUAUGAUUGCAUGCAGCGAGGGUCAUAUUCUGCAGAAUUACCGACCAGAGUCUAACGAGGUCGAUGUGAUGGGGCCACACGCUGUGAAAAAGCGAACGAUAAAGAAGUCGAAGAGGUCGGCGAAAGAUAUGCCGGGCAAACAUGAUUCCACCCAUUAUUACGGCUCAAGAGGUCGAUAUCACUACUUCCAAUGCCUGCAGGUCAUUCUGAGGCAUCAAAUCACCACCCUGCACCAUCUCUGGAACUUACCUCCUGAAUUUGAGAUCGUUUGCCAGGAUGUAUGGGCUCUGCAUUUGAGCCUUCUACGGAAACCACUUCCGGAACCGCAUUUCGAUGACAACGAAACGGGACCAGCCGACGAUUUACCUGCGGGACCCGUCGAGGAUAACGAGUCGGAUGAAGACAAGGACCAGGAAAUGAAUGCUCUUCUGGCCGUCAACUCUGAAACGGAGUCUUCCUCAGGAGAAGAUGAGGCGACCGAUGGGCCCAAACCUGCCAUCGUUCCAGUGCGGAAACAGAAGAACCUGCACAAGCAUGACAAGCCGUUGAACACUAUAGCGGUACUCAUUCUAGCUUGCUGGAUGCUCCGUAUUCCCGUUCUGUAUCGUGAUCUCACAAGGUGCUUUCCGACCAGGAUCAGGGAAUGCGACUUUCCUUGACUGCAUCGCAGGUUGAUUGAAUCAUACGAUUUUCCGUAUCUGGAAGCGACCAGGCAUCUCCCUACGAGCAUGAGCACUCAUCUCUCUCGACACAUGAGGCAAGCGCUGUCGCCUUUAAAGUCACCGACUGCUUUGACCCUUCACCAGACGGCAUCAUCGCUCUCCAGACGAAUAUAUGCCAGCUUUGGUAUCCGAACGCCUGCAGCCAACGCUGCUCCCAUCCUGUGGCGGACCGUGUCUCAGUGCCUAGGCGGGACCGCAACAUUAUAUAGACUUUCGAAGCGACUGGCCGCUGUUCUAUCCUUACCCCUUGUGUUACACCGAUCCCUGGCCCCGAAACUGACCCAAUUCAAGGCCUGGGAUCCCGCCACCCACAGAUUUGACAGCGUUGCACCUGAAGUGGCCUUCCUCGCCACAUCAGUGAUUGUGCUAAAGAUGGUUUAUGGUUUGGACACGAAAACAAGAGCCGCUUGUGAUUCCGCAGAUCCGGCGGCCGACAUGCCCUGUGAAGAGGACUUUCUAGCUUUGCUCAAGAAGCUGGGCGAGGCGGAUGCGAGUUGUGCAGAUUUCGAUUCAACACGUAAGAUACACUUUGAAGAUCUGGACGUCGAUGCGAUAGACGACUAUCUCGCCUUCUGUGAUAGAGCGCUAUCCGGGCCCACCAAAGAACAAGAUGUUCUGGACAGAUUCUUCCCGCUGCAAGGCCUUUCGAAACCGGCCAGAAUCAUUGCACCGGUCAUGAGCCAGCCGAGAUUGGCGCUGGUUCGCGCAGAUCACCAAACUUUGCGACCGGGAGAGGAAUAUGCGUUGCAUCAUUCCGACAGUACAGAAGAAUGUUCUGCGCUGAUUGAGAGAGUGGCCACGUGGUCAGGGUUCGGGGAGCCUCACUUUUCCGCUGUUCUGCAGACAUACGAGCGUCAGCUUUGGCGAUGGUGGAAACAGACCCGUCGAGGUGAUCCCGAGGACGAAAAAGCGCAUUCACCUGAGGAAUAGAAUUUCCGAGAUCCCCAGAAUUUGUAGUAUCAAUUUGUAUCCCAGGAACGUGUGUCGUCUUUUGUCGCCG
Messenger RNA from Mycena citricolor, 1801 nucleotides. NCBI's taxonomy places the organism in Eukaryota, Fungi, Basidiomycota, Agaricomycetes, Agaricales, Mycenaceae. The record is from the annotation of a GenBank genome assembly.